AUGGACCUGACACCGCCGCCAUCUCGUCCUCCAGUAUCCACGUCGUCGCACCCCUCAGCUAUCGAGAUUCAGUCGCCUGAGAUCUGCGUCAUCUGCUUGGAUCUUCUCAGCGUUGCCUCGCCUGCAGAUCAAGAUCACUCAGCGGCCAGGCUCACCACCAGCAAUGGCGACACAGCCAAGGUAGCAACGGCCCUGCCAUGUCAGCACAGCCAAUUCCACUACUCCUGCCUGGGCACGUGGUUCAGCCACUCCCAAACAUGCCCGCUCUGCAAGACCUCCGUCCAGUGCCUCACCAUCCAUCAUGACGGAAGCGAAGCCGAGACGAUCACCCUCCCACCCUCGCAGCCCUUACCACAACGACGCCCUCCACCCCGCCGUCGCUUCCACCCACCCACACUCUUCCACCCACGAAGCUCCGGCCCCGCCAAGCCCCCCACCGCCACCGAGCUCACCCUCGCCUUCCGCCGCCAGCUCUACGCCCGCCGCAUCCCAAGCCUCUACCGGGGCCGCGGCAUUACUCGGUCUGGCGCGCGCAAACGUCCCAUACGCCCCAACAUCACGCCCGCAUCCUUCGGCCCCUCGGCACCUGACGCCCAGCGCCUGCACCGCCUAGCCACGAUCUGGAUCCGGCGCGAACUCCUGCUCUUCCCCUUCCUGCACCCGACCUCACCCGAACCUUCCCACCCUUCUUCCUUCACAACCACCCCCACCCUCCCCACGGGACUAGGAGUUACCCCGCGAUCUCACAACGACGGAGGGGAAUACACCCGCCCCCCACAACGCCGCACCACAGCCGCGCAUCUCCUCCCCUUCACGUUGGCGGUCCUGCAGCGCAUCGACCUGAAAGGCUCCGCGGGCCAGGCGGUCGAGCUGCUGGGCGAGUAUCUGGGGCGGGAGAACGCGCAGCUGUUCUGUCAUGAGUUGGUCGGGUUUCUGGGGAGUGGGGCGCGGAGUGUGGAGGAGUGGGAUGGAGAGGUGAUGUAUUGGUUUGAUGGGGAGGGGGAGGGGGAGGUGAGGAGUGGGAAGGGGGAGGUUUUGGGGAGGUUGGAUGACGGCGAUGGUGGUGAUGAGGAGGGUGACGAAGAGGAGGGGGAGGGGCCCGCUGUGAAGAGGUGA
This is a messenger RNA of Cyphellophora europaea CBS 101466, 1116 nucleotides long. RefSeq lists its product as uncharacterized. The coding region runs from base 1 to 1116 and encodes 371 amino acids. The record is from RefSeq and is a predicted model, not a curated record. NCBI's taxonomy places the organism in Eukaryota, Fungi, Ascomycota, Eurotiomycetes, Chaetothyriales, Cyphellophoraceae. The transcript has a single exon.